AUGGCUGCACCACUGCACGGGGGUCACCUCGUCAGGUGGACGCCCCUGGAGCCGCCCGCUGCCCUCCUGGGCGCCCUCGCGGUGGCCCUGCCACGGCCGUUCCGCGCCCGGCGCGCCGCCCCGCGAGGCCCCGGGCCGGGCCGGGGCGGGGCGCAGCCCCCGGGGGGCGCCGAGGGUCCGGGCGGCCGGCCGCGGCGCAGCGUGCUGGGCGAGCGGGAGCGCAGGCGGCGGAUCGCGGCGAGCUGCGAGCGCCUGCGGGGCCUGCUGCCCGGCUUCGCGGGCCGGCGCGAGGACAUGGCGGCGGUGCUGGAGAUGGCCGUGCGCUUCCUGCAGCUGGCGGGCGCCCGCGCGGAGCCGGAGCCGCAGCCCGCCCUGCCGCCCCCCGAGCCGCGGCGCCCGUGGACCCAGGACGCCGAGCAGAGCCCCGCCGGGGCCCGGGGCCGCGGGCCGGCGACCGCGCCGCGGGGCGCCCUCAGCUGCGUGGCCGCCAGCGUGGACCAGGGCAGGGCCCUGCCGGGCACGGAUGAGGAGCCGGACGGGCCGGCGGCCGCCCUGGGGGCUCCCAGCCCUGUGCCCUGGCCCCCCGUCUGGAGUCCCCCGGGGCUGCCGAGGCCCCCCCCACCUCGGCCCCCCUUGGGGAGCGAAGCUGCUGGGAGCUGCCAGGCCCGGUUGCUGCCAGAUGCCAGCCGGGGUCUCCGCUCCAGGUGCGCGUUGGGCGGUGGCGUGGACGACAAGAUGUCCCUCCCGCUGGCGGCUAGCCCCGACUGUGGCCGGGUGAGUGGGGCGUGUGGCAGGGCGCCAGGGGCACCCCCGGCCAGGAGCAGUCUGCUGGACAGGGUGGAGUUCGGCUUCCCGGGGGACCCUGCGCCCCUGGAGCCAUCGGGCUCGGAUGUGGGCUGCCCGGGCCUGGCCCUGGGGGACGAGGUGGACGGCAUCUUCCCCAACUUCCUGACGUACUAG
This is a messenger RNA of Talpa occidentalis (Iberian mole), 960 nucleotides long. RefSeq names its product spermatogenesis and oogenesis specific basic helix-loop-helix 1 (gene SOHLH1). Gene Ontology annotation, cellular component: nucleus. The transcript has 8 exons. The record is from RefSeq and is a predicted model, not a curated record. Gene Ontology annotation, molecular function: RNA polymerase II cis-regulatory region sequence-specific DNA binding; protein dimerization activity; DNA-binding transcription factor activity, RNA polymerase II-specific. The coding region runs from base 1 to 960 and encodes 319 amino acids. Gene Ontology annotation, biological process: regulation of DNA-templated transcription; spermatogenesis. Lineage: Eukaryota; Metazoa; Chordata; Mammalia; Eulipotyphla; Talpidae.